AUGAUUGAUCCACCCUCAGACAACCCGCUCUAUUCCUUGCUAGGGUUAUCUCCUUCUUCCCCUGAAAUCAAACAACUGUUGUCCACUGAUUUGGAACCUACAAUCACAAAGCUAUCCAAUUACAUAUAUCACGCAUACAAACCAUUAGGUAUCUCAUUGUGCUUUAUUCCAAAGGUCGAUGACUUUGUAUUAGAUGCCAUUGACAUUUACAAUGGCACAACCAGAGAUGGAUUCUCGCCGUAUACUUUGAACAACUUGCCCUGUCAAUUGCACAGUACUAGCCAAGCGUAUGAAAUUGUCUCUCAUUUAGGCGAACCAGACCGUAAAGGUGGGGGAGGUCAGAGCAGGUUGCCUUGCUGGAUUGAAUACAAGUUCUCAGAGAACUCAGGCAUCCUGAUUCAAUUGCAUGGAUUUGAAUGGGAGGACCGAGAAAUGGGUUGGACAAGCUUUGUGUUAUUUUGA
Molecule: messenger RNA, 462 nt
Organism: Mucor velutinosus
Lineage: Eukaryota; Fungi; Mucoromycota; Mucoromycetes; Mucorales; Mucoraceae
Exons: 1
Coding region: 1-462 (153 amino acids)
Source: RefSeq, a predicted model, not a curated record